UACCCGGAUGUGCGAACCUAAAGAUGGCUUCAGUAGCAGUAACACUCUUUGCAUCCGUUGCUCUGUUGCUUAUAUUUGUGCCUGAGGGUUACGGCAUCCAGUGUUAUGUCUGUAACUCUCAUGAUAGAUAUGAGGGGAAGGUAUGUGAUGAUCCAUUUGAUGAAAAUGACAUUGCUGCUCAAAGACUUCUAACAAACUGCAGUGAAAACCACAACACCUGCAUGAAAAUGGAGCAAGAAGUCCAAGGUGAAAAACGUAUUGUUCGCCAGUGCACAGAAGAUGCUGUUAUUGGAAUGGUUGAACGCGCUGGAACAAAAGAGGUCAAGCUCUUUUACUAUGGUUGCGAUUCACAGAAGUGUAAUGGUGCCACAUCCAUUUACAGCCACAGCAUUCUGCUCUUUUCUAUAUUUGCCAUUUUCUUGUCAGCCAUCAUCAAGUCCUAGCCACAUUCAGAUAAAGCCAACAAUGGUCUUGGAAGUACCCGCAUGAAAUGUAUGGCAGAAUUUAAAACCUGGAGGAGGAUUUUUUAUGCAAUACAAGAUUGUUCUUUGUGAAGUUAUGUCUUUAAUCUACCAUAUCUUCUGUCCAUUGCCUUUGGUGUAUUGAAUUUGUGCAGGACAUUCAGUAGUAUUAGGGAGAAUGUCAUAGUAAAUUUGACCGUUUCAUUUCUGUAUGAAGGUAAUAUAGAUUUCGUCUUAAAAGCAUUUAGCAUAGAGUGUAGAAAAAAAUGUUAGCUGUUAUUGCAUUAUUGUAAGUUUUAAGUGAAAACAGUUUAUUGAGCAUAUUUCAACUUCAUAUUUCUUUAGUAAAACUAUUAGCAUUACAUAAACAACAUAAUGCUAUCAAAUUUAUUCAGAGUUCUAUAUUAAAUUUCUGCUAGUUUGUAUAUGAAUAAUUUUGAGAAGGGGGAAAAUGUUGUGAAAAGAUGUGCUUUUUUUCCUUUCUUCUUAAGAAUAAUGGAAACUACUCUACCUAUAUCAUUUUAGUCCCAGUAAAUCCUGUUAUUAAAGAACUUGUCUUAAUCAGUUGAUCGUUUUGUUUGGUUAUAUAUAUAUAUUUGUAAUCACUAGUCACUAUGCAUUUUGUAGUUAUUAGGAGAACAUCGCAUUUAAUUGAAAUACUCUGUCCAUUUGAAUUUCCCUUAACAGUUGCAUUGAUUAUGACUUAAAAACCACCAGUUUAGGUGGCAUAUUAUAUUUGACUUGUUUACUUUCUUUUAGAUGCACCCUAAAUGUAUAUAAGUGAUAUUUUAGUAUAACUUUUUGACUGCCACAAUCCGUCAAUAAGUUUUAAAUAAACCACAAUAUAGAAAUGGCAAUACUGGUAACAAACAGGUUAUGACUUGGUUAUGAUGUGUUCAAGAAAUGUAGAUGAAGUUGGAAGAAACUGCCAUCUCACCACUUCCAACUUGAUCAUUAGUCUCAAGAACUUACUUGACUCUCCAGUUUUAAAGAAAUAAUACAAGGUUUCUCUUGUAUUAUAAUAAAAGUAACUGAAGCUGUUGAUAUUGUGUCCCCAAAGGAGAUUACUGUUUGUUAAAGUAGAUCAGUUUGUGCCAACAGUUUUGUCUCACAUUAUCAAAAAUAAAUGUUUGAUUUGUU
This is a messenger RNA of Lingula anatina, 1601 nucleotides long. RefSeq lists its product as uncharacterized. Lineage: Eukaryota; Metazoa; Brachiopoda; Lingulata; Lingulida; Lingulidae. The record is from RefSeq and is a predicted model, not a curated record. Gene Ontology annotation, biological process: sleep; positive regulation of voltage-gated potassium channel activity; regulation of synaptic transmission, cholinergic.